Thamnophis elegans (Western terrestrial garter snake) is the source of this 919-nucleotide messenger RNA. RefSeq names its product FA core complex associated protein 24 (gene FAAP24). Lineage: Eukaryota; Metazoa; Chordata; Lepidosauria; Squamata; Natricidae. Gene Ontology annotation, cellular component: Fanconi anaemia nuclear complex. Gene Ontology annotation, molecular function: chromatin binding. The record is from RefSeq and is a predicted model, not a curated record. Gene Ontology annotation, biological process: interstrand cross-link repair. The transcript has 5 exons. Bases 158 to 802 code for a protein of 214 amino acids.
GAGCCUAAGCGAUGAAUGGGAGCUUCUCUCGGUUUGCUUGCGUGUAUGGGCACGUUCGCACGUGUGUUUUAAGGCGCUGGAGGAUCUUAGAGAUUGCUGUGCAGGAUCUUUAAAUGAUAAGGACAAAUAACCUUACAAGUGCAAAUGAAGUUUAAUAAUGGCAAAUGAUAGCACCCCAGUCCAAGCAGGAGCUGGGAAUGUUCCUUUGGGCCAUGUAAUUGGCAAUGAGAAAUGGAAGGGUUCCCAAAUUGCUCAGGAGAUGCAAGGUAAAGUUAAGCUUAUACUGGAAGAUGGUCUGGGACUUGUGGACUUUCAUCUUUCGAACAGAUGCUGCAUCCUCUACCUAUCUGAAGCAGAUCUGGUGGCAGGAAAUGCCUUCAAAAGAAGACUUGUUCGUUUUAGAAAUGCUUGCAAUCUUCAAGGGAUUGUAUUAGUUGAAAAAACCCAAAUAAGCAACCAGUAUUUUCCAGAUGUGCAGAAAUUUGUCGUUCUGGAACUCGGAAUGACAUUACUUCCGGUGGCCAGCCAAAAAGAAGCAGCUCAACUUAUUGCUCAAUUGGUGCACGAACAAACUAAAGCCAGUAAUCCUUUCCAAAGUAAGAAACGUCCCAAGUUAUUGGAACCGUCUGUGCUCCACACAGUUCAGCAGAUUCCAGGAGUUGGAAAGACAAAGGCACUUCUUCUUCUGGAAAACUUUGGAAAUAUCCAUCAGCUUUGCAAUGCCUCUCUCCAGGAGCUCGAAGGAGUAGUUGGUCGUAAUCUAGCUCAACAAAUCCACACAUUCUUCACCCAGGCAAAAUAAUCUGGGUUUUUCAGCAUCAGAGAUAAAGGUGUUUUUUUUUUUGAAAGGCUGGAAUUUUCCCACGGUCAGAUUUCAGGUUGUAUGAAACACAAGAAACAACCGUAACCUUCCUUUCCA